Molecule: messenger RNA, 971 nt
Organism: Cynoglossus semilaevis (tongue sole)
Lineage: Eukaryota; Metazoa; Chordata; Actinopteri; Pleuronectiformes; Cynoglossidae
Product: pericentrin-like
Exons: 8
Biological process (GO): signal transduction
Molecular function (GO): molecular adaptor activity
Source: RefSeq, a predicted model, not a curated record
GUACUUUGAGAAGCGGCUACAGGCAGCAGAAGAGAGUUACAGAGAGGAACUUGCUCUUCUCCAGCUGAGGCUGGUACAAGGUGCUCUGGAGGAGUCUGUGCUUUCAACUGCAAAUGACAGUUUCAUCUCACAAAAUGAAAAUAAGGAGGAAAAUGAAACCAGCCUAAACCAAGAAAAACACACGGACUUACUGGACACCUUACAACUUCAGAUGGAGGAAAAACAUUCUAUGGAUUUGUCAAACCUUCGAUCUUCUCUGACUGUGUCCUUUGAGGAAGAAGUGCAGCAGGUGCGCUCUGAGCUCACGGACCAUUACUACGUGGAGCUGCAGGAGAUGAAGACUCGCCAUGCCCUGGAGAUGGAGCAACUUAAAGCUAAAGUCUCUGAAGGUCACUUGCGAGAACUUACGAGAAUCCAAGCAGAAGCUUCCAGACAAGUGGAGGCGGAGAUUGAAUUGAGGCUGUGGUGUCACAGUGAGGAGCUGCACAGCAGGUUGACAAUCAUCCAUAACCUGGAGAAUAGAUUGGCUGCCUUAAACGAACAAUACAAAGCUGAGGUUCAGAACACACAAAAGAUGAAAAAGGAUUUUGCUGCGGAGCUCAGUAAUCUGGAGGAGGCUCUAAAUGAAGAGCGUGAACAAGUUGAUGAGAUGAGGAGGCUGAGAGAAGAACUCCAACAGAAGCAUGACGCUGAGAUAACUGCUCUGAGGUCAGACCUUGACACAGGAGCUGAGGAGAGGGCACACGGUGAAAAAGCGCUUUCAGAGGAAAAACAACACGUCACGUCUCUACAGACUGCGCUGGACAACCAUGAGAAUUCACAGGGGCUGACAGUAAGUCACAGCAGAGGAGAACAGGAUAUGAAUAAUCAAACAGAGGUCAUGAAGCUCAGCAAUGGCCUACAGGAGCCGAGUGACGAGCAACUGCAGCAAACAGCUGAGAAGUAAGACCUUUGAAACAGAACAAGACUGC